UUUUCAAAAAAUGCCUACCCUGAUUUGCCCUGAGGGGGAGAAUUCGAAAAGGAGGGGAGGGGGAAUCGAAUUCGAGGGGGAAAGGGGGAGGGAAUCAAAACUGAGGGAAGGGGUGAAGCGAAAUGGAGGGGAGGGGGGGGGGGGGGGGGGGGGGGGGGGGGGGGAGGGAGGGGGGAACGAAACGGAGGGGAGGGGGGUGGGGGUUCGAAACGGAGGGGAGGCGUGGAAGCGAAACGGAGGGGAGGGGGGAAGCGAAACAGAGGGGAGGGGGGAAGCGAAACGGAGGGGGAGGGGGGGGGGUGGUGGGUUCGAAAAUGGAGGGGGAGGGGAGAGGAUCGCGCCCCGCAACAACAGCAGCAGUAUCAGCAACCAUAGCCAGUACAGCAACAGCAACAUCAGCAACAACAGCAGCAACAACAACAGCAACAACAGCAACAGCCAGGCAUC
Closterium sp. NIES-67 is the source of this 447-nucleotide messenger RNA. The record is from the annotation of a GenBank genome assembly. NCBI's taxonomy places the organism in Eukaryota, Viridiplantae, Streptophyta, Zygnematophyceae, Desmidiales, Closteriaceae.